This is a messenger RNA of Ziziphus jujuba (common jujube), 3102 nucleotides long. RefSeq names its product probably inactive leucine-rich repeat receptor-like protein kinase At5g06940. Lineage: Eukaryota; Viridiplantae; Streptophyta; Magnoliopsida; Rosales; Rhamnaceae. Gene Ontology annotation, molecular function: ATP binding; protein kinase activity; receptor serine/threonine kinase binding. Gene Ontology annotation, biological process: protein phosphorylation. The transcript is spliced from 2 exons. Bases 124 to 2775 code for a protein of 883 amino acids. The record is from RefSeq and is a predicted model, not a curated record.
UUAAACCCAUCAACAUCGGCUAACCCAUUUCGCUGACACACACACACACACAUACACUCUCUUACUAACUUCAUGGAUAUAAAAAAUUGAAGAACUAGACCAAAGCUCUCUCAGUCGCCACCAAUGGCUACAUUUUGCAAGUACUCACUGAUUUCCUCUCUAAUCUUCAUAUCCUUCAUUCAUGGCUCUGUUUCAACAGAGUUGGACAUUCUUCUUACUUUCAAGAAGUCCAUUGAAGAUUCGAAGAACUACCUGUCUAGCUGGUCUAACAACUCUGCCAUCCAUUACUGCAAUUGGACUGGAAUCGCUUGCUCUACUACACCUUCACUCUCUGUAACUUCCAUAAACCUCCAAAGCUUGAACCUUUCUGGUGAAAUUUCAUCCUCAAUCUGUGAGCUUCGUAAUCUGUCUCAUCUCAACCUCGCUGACAACCUCUUCAACCAACCCAUUCCUCUGCAUCUCUCUCAGUGCAGCUCUUUGGAAACUUUGAAUCUGAGCAAUAAUCUCAUCUGGGGAACAAUCCCAGAUCCCAUUUUUCUGUUUCGUUCCUUGAAGGUGCUUGAUUUUAGCAGAAACCAUAUUGAGGGAAAGAUCCCAGAAAGCAUAGGGUCUCUGAAGGAACUUCAGGUUCUCAACUUGGGAAGCAACUUGCUUUCAGGUAAUGUACCUUCCAUUUUUGGAAACUUAACUGAGCUUGUUGUUCUUGACUUGUCCGAAAAUUCAUACAUGGUGAGCGAGAUUCCUAGCGAUAUUGGGAAGCUUGGGAAGCUUGAGCAGCUAUUGCUGCAGAGCUCUGGUUUUCAUGGUGGACUCCCUGAUUCAUUGGUGGGUUUGCAAAAAUUGACCAUUUUGGAUGUCUCUCAGAACAAUCUAACCGGUGGGAUUCCCGAGGCACUAGGGUCUUCUCUUAAGAACUUGGUGUCUUUUGAUGUUUCUCAGAAUAGGCUUUUUGGUUCAUUCCCAUCUGGGAUAUGUGGUGUAAAAGGUCUUGUAAGCCUCAGUCUGCAUACAAAUUUCUUCAACGGUUCAAUACCUGACUCCAUUAAUGUAUGCUUGAAUCUUGAGAGGUUCCAAGUUCAGAACAAUGAGUUUUCUGGUGAUUUCCCAACUGGGUUGUGGUCACUGCCCAAAAUCAAGCUUGUCAGAGCUGAAAAUAAUCGAUUCUCUGGAACUAUACCAGAAUCAGUAUCAAUGGCUGCUCAACUGGAGCAAGUUCAGAUAGAUAACAACAGCUUUAUCAGCAAAAUCCCUCAGGGUCUUGGCUCCAUCAAGAGCUUGUAUAGAUUCUCUGCAUCCCUCAAUGGUUUCUAUGGUGAACUCCCUCCAAAUUUCUGUGAUUCACCUGUUAUGAGUAUUAUAAAUCUCUCCCACAAUUCACUCUCUGGUGAAAUUCCAGAGCUCAAAAAGUGCAGGAAACUUGUCUCUUUCUCUUUGGCAGACAACAGCCUCACUGGUCAUAUCCCAGCAUCUCUUUCUGAUUUACCAGUCUUGACUUACCUUGACCUUUCUGAUAACAAUCUCACAGGUCCAAUCCCACAAAGUCUUCAGAACUUGAAGCUUGCCCUCUUCAAUGUCUCCUUCAACAAGCUAUCUGGUAGAGUCCCUUACUCUUUAAUUUCAGGUCUACCAGCUUCAUUUCUUCAAGGUAAUCCUGAACUCUGUGGUCCUGGAUUACCCAAUCAAUGUUCUGAUGACCAACAAAGACACCAAACCAUUGGUCUUACCACAUUGACAUGUGCUCUGAUCUCUUUGGCUUUUGCCGUUGGAACUAUGUUGAUUGUUGGUGGGUUUAUUGUGUAUCAUCGAUCUUACAAGCGAAGAUCGCAAAUCGGCUUAUGGCGUUCGGUUUUCUUCUAUCCUCUUAGAGUCACUGAGCAUGAUCUGAUUAUGGGAAUGGAUGAGAAGAGUGCAGUUGGAGGUCCUGGAAUUUUUGGCAGAGUUUACAUCAUAAGUUUGCCAAGUGGUGAACUUGUUGCCGUGAAGAAGCUCUUUAAUUUUGGGAUUCAAUCCUCGAAAUCUUUGAAAGCUGAAAUCAAGACAUUGGCCAAGAUCAGGCAUAAGAACAUCGUCAAAAUUCUAGGGUUUUGCCAUUCUGAUGAUACAAUCUUUCUGAUAUAUGAAUUCCUAGAGAAGGGGAGCUUGGGGGAGAUGAUUAGCAGACCAGAUUUCAGUUUGCAAUGGAGUAUCAGAUUGAGAAUUGCCAUUGGUGUUGCUCAAGGUCUAGCAUACCUACACAAGGAUUAUGUUCCCCAUUUGCUUCAUAGAAAUGUCAAAUCAAAAAACAUUCUUCUGGAUGGAGAUUUUGAGCCAAAGCUCACAGAUUUUUCUCUUGAUCGAAUUGUGGGAGAAUCUACAUUCCAAUCAGCGAUGUCUUCAGAAUCUCCUUUCUCCUGCUACAAUGCCCCAGAAUAUGGAUACACUAAGAAACCAACUGAGGAAAUGGAUGUAUACAGCUUUGGUGUUGUGUUGCUGGAGCUAGUGACAGGCCGGCAAGCUGAGAGAGCUGAAGCAUCCGACUCUAUAGACGUUGUGAAGUGGGUUCGAAGGAAAGUGAACAUUACAAAUGGUGCAUUCCAAGUUUUGGACCCAAAGAUAUCAAGUUCUUCACAGCAAGAGAUGCUAGGAGCUCUAGAAGUAGCACUGAGGUGCACUUCUGUGAUGCCAGAGAAAAGACCAUCAAUGUGUGAAGUCGUGAAAUCACUGCAGUGCCUUGGUUCAAGGACUACUUGCCUUCCAAGUAUAGAAUUGUCUGCUUCUGAGGUGGAGCAUAAUUAAAUCGGCUUCAAUUUGAAGAAUGAAACUGCAAAAAUAAUGAUCCAUGACUACCCUUUUUGUCUUUUUUCUUUUUUUUCACUUUUGCCUUAGCUUUGUAAAUCCAACUUUGGUUGAGUUUCUGAUGGGAAAAAAAUAUGGCUGAAUAGAUAUGUUGUUUUGGGUUUUGAAUGAACAGUAUGAUGGGAUUUUACAGUACAAUGUUGUGGUAGAGAAAAAGGAUUUUACUCUGUUGAUUUGGAAUACUAAUCCACCCAUGUGGUGGAUGUUUUUCUCGCCAUUAAUUACUAAAAUGAAUAUGCAUAAAAAAAUCAAGAUCUUUGAGCAAGA